CAACAGCGUCUGGCCGCAGUCGCCUUUGUUGUUCAAAAUGGCGUUUACAGACGACUUGCUGUUAAGAGUGUAGCAAAUAUAUUUUCUGACCGUUUUCAAGCUUUAUCCUCGUGAGGUCCUUGGCUGAGUGGAAGCCUCUCAGUCCAAUAAUGAUCAUGUCAGACAUGGCAGGUCCUGGACUUCAGGUAUUGUGAUAAAAACAGUGCCUACCAUUAUGGCAGAUUAUUCUUCACCACCACUUCAGGAUGGAGGAGAAUUGGGACAGAUGGCAUCAACAACCUCAGCUUCAGGCCGCUUGCUGCAAAGUGACUGCAAUGUGCCAGAUUCACUGGUAUCAGCAGCCUCACCUUCAGGCCACUUGUUGCAAAUGGAGUGCAAAGGGCCAGAUCCACUUGUAUCAGCAGCCACACAUUCAGGUCAUAUAUUGCAAACAGAGUGCAGAGUGGCAGAUCCACUUGUAUCAGCAGCCACACCUUCAGGCCACUUGUUGCACAUGGAGUGCGAUGUGCCGGAUCCACUUGUGUCAGCAACCUCUCCUUCAGGCCACUUGUUACAAAUGGAGUGUGAUGUUCCAGAUCCACUUGUAUCGCCAACCUCACCUGCAGACCAUGUGUUGCAAACAGAGUGCAAAGUUCCAGAUCCGCUUGUAUCCGCAGCCUCACCUUCAGGGCACUUACUGCAGCUGGAGUGCAAUGUGCCAGAUCCACUUGUAUCAGCAGCCUCAUCUUCAGGCCACUUGUUGCAAAUGGAAUGCGACAUGCCAGAUCCACUUGUAUCAGCAGCCUCACCUUCAGCUCACUUGUUGCAAAUGGAGUGCAGUGUGCCAGAUCCUGUGGUAUCCUGUCAUGAGUUUCCAAAUCAAGGACCAGCACUGCCAAAAGACUUGCAGGAGCAAGGACCAGUGCUCCCCAAAGACCUUGGAGAGCAAGAGGAGCAAACACUGCCAAAAGGUAAACCGAAACAUGGACCAACAUUAUCUCUUCAGACACCUGUUGCAAGUGCUAUUCAUACCAUGUCUCUUUUACAACCUGAUGAUCUCUUGGUGUCUGAAAUUUCCAGCAGACUUACAACUGAGGUAGCUUCAUUUGGUUUAGAAAGAACAUCUGUAGGUGAAGAUGCACAAGCUACCAAAUCCUUUCCUUUGGAUGAGGCCUUGGGAAAGGCUUCAGACCCUCUUGAACUGCAUUUACCUUUGACUUCAGAUACUUCUGAAAAAACAUUUGUUGGUAGUGAAUUAUGCAAGAAAAUUCUGUCUUCUGUGACUGAAACAUCAGAGGUGCCAGGUAGAUCUUCAGCAGAGACUGAUAAGUCAACAGAUCCUAUAGCAGCCACAACUGAAAAACUGGGUUCUGUUGUUGGUGCUACUUCACAUGAAAAGUCGAUUGGAAUUGCAGGCAGUGAAUUGUCAGUUAGUGUGGCAAAGUGUGUAAGUGUAGUUUCAGCUCAAACUGAUAAACCACUUGUUGGAGCUAAAUCAUCUGAAGAGUAUCCAUCAGACAGUUCCUUACUCUCAGAACAAACACCAUCUAAUGUGGUGGGCCAAUUGCAGAAAUCAUCUGCAAUUGAUUGGGUCUCAACUCAGCCAUGUCUCACAUUAGAUACUGUUGAAGAUUCUCAUUUAUUAAAACCCUUCUCUCUAUCAGAAGAUGAAUUAGUUUCGCCUCUAGAUUCAAUGAAAAAGUCAACAUCACAGCCUGUUGCAUCAUCAGACCAAUCAACACUGCCCCCUGUCUCAAAAGAUGUUAUAUCCCCUCUUCCUUCAACCAAAAAUUCUUCAUCUGUUAUUACUGUUGACAAAAAGUUGCCAUGUUCUUCAAGUCAGUCUUCAGAAAAUGAUAAAAGCACAUCUGUGUUACCUUUGCAGAAGGAUGAAUUGCCUCCAGGUGUUUCAGGCUCAAGUGGCAGCCAGGAUAUCCAAGAGUGCUUCCAAGUUAGAAGCAAAAGUCAUGAUAACACAUGUGACACAGAGAAUGGUUGUGAAUUAAAUUUAGGAGCAGAUGUCAGCUCAGAAGAUAAGAUUGUAAGUGAAGGACUCUCAUGUAUGAACAGAAUGUCAGAGGAAUCAGAAGUUGUGAAUAGUGAACAAGAAAUGCAAGCUGAUGAACCAGGUGAAUGUUGGAAUGAUGUGGACUCUUCUCGAGAAGCUGCAGCCAGUGGUACACUGCCCUUAAUAGUUGAUACUCACACUUUAAGUCAAGCUGAUGAUGAACAUUCAUCUGUCAUUACAAACAGUGUAGCACAUAGUAAUUUAAUAUCUUCAUCAGUAUUAUCUUCUCCACAGUCAGGUGCUUCAAAUGUUGAUACUGUGCCAUUACUGGAAACAGAGCCUCUUCAGCCAGUUACUAUUGGCAGUAGCUUACAGCCUUUAGAAGAGGUUCAGGAAGCCUCUGUGCUGGAUGAUCCGUCCUUUGCAGCUGAUCUGGCUUUAAUAGACAGCAGUGCAGAUGAAGCAGACAGUAUUGGGGGUUUAGUGAUUAACAGUGUAAUUGGUGCAGCUGAUGGAGUAGUUGAUUUUCAUCCUGAUGAGGAAAUGGAAACAGACAGGGAGUUGACUGAUAUUAGUGCUUCUGCACCACAAAUAGUGGAAGGAAGCUGUGAUAAUGACUCUAGUGAUGAAACUGGACCUAGUGCCAAGAGGAUGAGAUUUGAAAAUGGAAUUAGUGAUUCGGAGGAUAAAGUGCAGGGUACAAAGAAAGUUAUUAUUAAAGUCACACCAGUGAAGAAUGGACAUGGACUUUGGGAUGCUCAUAAACUUCAAGAAAUAUUGCUAGCUAAGGGUACCAUUUUGUUACGACUCCAUGCAUCAACAGAUAGUUAUGAAAUGUUUGAACCUGAUAAGGAUGAGAAAGAGGUUGAUUUUACUGGCAUUAUAGCUGAGGCCAAAGAUGAAGAGCAUGACCAUAUUCUUGGUCUUGCUAACCUGGAGCCUGAUGCUGAUGUGUAUGAUCCUCUUGCAAUAGGUGCAACACAUGCUAGUGAGCAUGCCUCUCCACCGCAUUAUAACAGACCUUUCCCCCACUCUAGAGGUCGUUCCACUGCACUUCAGCCAGCUAUGUCAAGACCAGGAUUCAGGCACCUACAAUCUCCUCCACAUCCACACUACUAUAUGAAGCAUGAAGUCUUAGGUCUUCCACCACCUCUUGAAUUUGAAGAACCUCAGCUGGGAACAGCAGACUGGUCAGGCAUGGAUACCCCCAUCGUGGCGUCCCCUGAGCCCCAGGAUCCCCCAGACCCCCCCACGGUGGAGACGACUUCAUCUCCGUCACCCAAACCGGUACUGGUUCGGAAGAGGGUGAAGAAACCUGAUCGUGUGAUAAGACUGAAGAAGGUAUGUGAACAGUGUGGUAAGGCUUUUAACAAGUCAAGCAAAUACCUUCAGCAUCUACGCAUACACAGGCCAGUGCAACAGUGUGACAAAUGCAGCUUCAAGACAAAAGAUGUCAAGAGAUUUCGGAUGCAUGUGAUAUCACACAAGAAAGCAAAUCCUGAAGUGAGAUGCAAUAUUUGCAGUGAACUCUUUGCAACAGAUGUUACUCAGAGAAUCCACAAGAAAAAAAUUCACAAUGUCCAUGCCUGUAAAUAUUGUUAUACAGAUUAUGACUCUGAGAGUAAAUUAGUGAACCAUUUGAAACAGGAGCAUGGGCAUAUAAAAGAAAAAAAAGGUUAUGUUGAACCAGGAGAGGAUGAAUAUAUCAAGCCUAUCAAUAUUUUUUUGGAUCCUCCCCCAACUAAUGAAAAAAGACAAUUUGUGUGUCGCUUAUGUAAUAAGGAAACUAGGAACAAAUAUCAGCUCAAAAUACAUAUUGCCCAGCAUUUAGGGGUCUCCAGCAACAAAAUCAGUGAUGACUUCUUGUUAACACAAGAUAUUGACAACUUGAUAAGGGAAGGAGGAUUAUGUCCAUCUAUUAGUUCACAGGAUGUAAAGCUAGAAAAUCUUAUACCUAUCUGUUCAAUGGAAAUGUCUGCUAUUCAAAAGAAAUUGGAUGCAUCAUCUGAGGGUAACAGUAUACAGAGUUUGAAGUCAGCCAGCAAGAAAGAAAUCUCAACAUUAAAUUCAUACCAUUCAAUGAAACGAUCAGUUUCGUCCCCAUCUAUGCCUCCAGUAACAAAACCAUUUUCAGAUUCAUAUCCUGGUGACACACUACUUCCUGACAUUAAGAAAGAACCAAAGGAAGAGAGCUCGAAUGAACAAGAAUCAGAUAUGGACCAAGAAGGCUCUUUACAUGCAGAGGAUUGUGCAGUUUUCAGGUGUGGACUCUGUGACCUUAAUUUUUACACCCCAAAUGACUUGUAUCAUCAUGCUGUGAAUGUGCAUCAGAAUCCUAAACAAUCACAAUCAUUUAAACAAGUAAAUAUACCCAAACGUAUGAAGCCUUCUAUACCUUGUGAUUUAUGUGAUGCUAUGUGUAAAUCAACAAAAGCCUUGCGUGCACAUCAUAGGGUGAAACAUCGAAAGAUAUUUACUUGUCCAGCCUGUCAUGUCUCCCAUAAAUGUAUUAAUAAAUUGCUACGACAUCAGAAACAAAUCCAUAAAAACAAAAUUCGUUGUCGGUUCCAGUGUUCAGCACUAUUUGACACUGAGGCGGAAAAUAUUGCACAUUGUAAAGAAGUGCAUAAAAAGGUAGUUAAGAAACUAGAAUGCCCGUAUUGUGAAGUUGAGUACCAGUAUGAGGGUAAUUUAAUAAAUCAUCUUGAGAAGUGCAAAAAUUGUCCACCAGAAAGAAGACCGGUACAUGUGUGUGGUAAUUGUGAUGAAAUACUUGCAAAUAUUAAAAAAUACAAUGAGCAUAUUAAGAACUGUUUACUGAAAAGGAGAGACUUAAACAAAUGGAUAAAGCCAGAAAAAGAAACCCUGCCAAAAAACAAGGGAAAAUCAAGUAGUAGAGGUACAGUUGAUUAUAAGGAAUGUUUAGACACAAAUGAUAAUGGAAAAUCAAAAUUAUCAAAGAAGUACAAAAGAAGCUUGGAAGCUGAAGAACAAACUGAUACGGUCAAGUCAUCAAAGUGUAAAAUAGGUCCUCAAAAGUGUAAAUAUUGUCCAAAUAAGUUUGCUGAUAAGGAUGGUGCCAUAAAUCAUAUUUUAGCUGUGCAUAGGAAUAUAAUAACACGUAUGAUAACAGAGCCUCAAAUGUGUGAAGUGUGUGGUAUGAUAUUUAAGAACCCGUUGUGUUUAUGUAAGCAUAUUUCCAAACACUAUAGUGACCUGGGCAUGUGGGAUGUUCUUGUGCCUCCUGACAUUUUAGAUGUUGUUAAAGUGAGAAGUUAUUGUUGGGUCUGCAAAAGUACCCUAAAAGGAAAAAUGCUUCACCAUACUAAGAUGAGAAAUGAAAAUAUUGAUAAGUUGCUAGCGUCUGAAGGACUGGAUUUGCAAGAAACAGAACGAUUUCAUUGUUCUAAGUGUGAUCAACUUUUCCCUACACGAAGCGGAUUUUGGAAACAUGUAAAAGGACAUUUAUCAAAUCUUCCCAAAUGGUUACAUCAAAUAAGUGGACCUUCAUCCUCUGACAACUUAUCAGUUAAAGGUACCUAUGAGUGCAGUGAAUGUAGUCUAAAAUUUACUAAUAAUUCUGAAUUGUACCGACAUGUAGCCGUGCACUUCCUUGAACCAUACAGUGAUGAUGGGUAUGAAAUAGACAAUAUCAGGGAUGAGGAUGGAAAUAUCUUUGAACGAAUAGACAGUGGAAAUGAAGCAGCUGAUGAUGAGGAAGAGGAGGAGGAGGGUGAUAAUUUUGAUUUGGAAGGUUUUAUGAAUCCUGACGCAAAGUACAAGCUCUGUACGGCUCCCAACAGUAUGAUGUCCUACGAGCUACAGAACUUCCUCGAUUCCCCAACAGUAGAGCCUGUCCCCUUCCUUGGACAAAAUCUGCAACAACCUCAAGAGAGGGUGAAGGAUGCUUUGCAUAUGGUAAAGGUGGUUAAGGUAUGUGAAGAGUGUGGUAAAACAUUUGAAAGAACUUCAGAAUACUUGCAACAUAUAAACUUACACAAGCUACUGCAGCAAUGCGAGAAAUGCAACUUUAAAACCAAGGAUAAGGAGAGGUUCAAGUUGCAUAUGAUUUCUCAUGACUCUGAUAAUUUAAAGUUGAGAUGCAAUAUUUGUCAUGAACUCUUUGUCAGUCCCAUCUCUCAUAGAAUCCACAAGAGGAAAAUUCACAGUAUCUUUGAAUGUAAACAUUGUUCAGCUGACUUUAUGUCAGAUGUGAAAUGGAAAGAACAUAAAAAGAAAGGCCAUAAAAAGAUGAAGUUUGAUAUUACUAGUGAAGACAAAAAUGAAAACAGCAACUUGGUCAGCCUUGAAAAUCCUGUGCAUACAUUCUCAGAUAAAAUGCAACUAGUUUGUCGCCUUUGUAAUAAGGAAACCAGAAACAAGUACCAGUUAAAAAUCCACGUUGCACAACAUCUUGGGGUUUCUAGUGAUAAGAUUAGUGAUGAUGACCUUAUUGCAGAUAUUAAGCCAUUUUCUUGGGAAGGAGGACUGUUAUCCCCACCUGAAGAACCCCAAGAACAGAACAAUCAAUCUGUAGUAACCAAUAAGUCUAUGGAAUCUGUCCUUCAAAACUUGUUUCCAAGCGAGAAUAUUAAUGUCGCAGCCCCCCAGGAUGAAAAAUCUAUAGAUUCUUCCUUCUUUCCUUCAAGAAUUCAGUUCUGUGAUGUUCGUCCCAAAAAAGAAGACACAGUGUCACCAGAAAGUCCAAGAUCAACAGGAAAUAUCAAGACAGAUUCUUUACCAUCUACACUUUUACCACAGCCACCUGGUGAAACAGGCUCAGUGCAGACAAAAAUUAGUGAAGAGUCUGAGCACCAGUGCCAAGAUACUCCUCCAGCAUACAGGAAAAGGAGAGUAAAAUCACGUCGAAGAUUUAGGCCUUUGAUACCUUGCAAUCAUUGCUCAUCAGCGUUUACAACCAACACAGCUUUACGCAAUCAUAAGAAACGGAAACACAUGAAGAGGCCUCAAUGUCCAGCAUGUAAUAUGACUAAGACUAGCAGCAGAAAACUAUUUCAACACCAGAUUAAAGCCCACAGAAACAAAUUUAGAUGCCAUUUUUAUUGUCUUGCUUUAUUUGAUACACGUGAGGAACAGGCUGCCCACCACCUAGCGGUACAUAAAAGGGAUGACUCCAAACAUAUCUGUCGCUAUUGUAAAGAGGAAUAUCCUAGGGGAGCUUACAUCAAACAUCUGGAAGAAUGUAAAGAGGUUCCUGUUAACACUGAAAGUGUUUCGUGUAAUUUUUGUGAGAGUAGUUUUUGUACUGAUUGUGAAUUUACAGAUCAUACCAAACACUGUGGACCUUGGAAAUUAAAAAAUAAAGAGAAUAAUUCAGAUUUAGACUCUCCAGAGAAACUUUCAGUACAAACCUCUACUAAAGCGGAUACAAAUACACCAAGUGAAAUUAUAAAUCAGAAUGUUACACAAAGUCAUAAUAAAAGAAAAACAAGAAAGAAUGAUUAUAUGAAUAGAAAACCAAAACCAAAAGAGAGGGAAAAAAUAUUUAAAAUCCCUAUCAAUAAAGAAGAAGCACAAGAAUCACAAAAGAAACAUUUGGAUGCAAGCAGUCAUUCAGUGGAGAGUAUGCUAGAAAGUGGAGGAAUUUUGCAAAAGUGCAAAUUUUGUCCAAAUACCUUUGAUAAUUCAGAGGAUGGCAUUAGUCAUGUGUUAUCCCAGCAUAAAACAUUGUUAUUUGCAACAAAGGCACCCCAGAUAUGCCAUAUUUGCAACAAAUCAUUUAUAUCGAGUUUAUCAUACUGUAAACACAUUGUAAAGCAUUAUGGUGAACUUGGCUUGUGGGAUGCCCUGGUGCCCUCUGAAUUAGAUAUAGAAAAUAUUAGAAUGAACUGUUGGAUCUGUAAAACUGCAGGCAUGAAAUAUCAUAGAUAUCAUGUUACUACACGAGAUAAAACCAUUGAGAAGUAUUUAUCAAGUAAAGCAUGUAAAAUGUCAUCUGCAAAAGAAGGAAAAAUUUAUCAUUGUUCUGUUUGUGAAGAAUCAUUUCCUUGUAGGUAUUCAUUUUGGAAUCACAUCAAAGUUCAUCUGUCAAAGUCACCAUUCAAAAAUGCCGAAGGAGGAAAGUACUUUAAAUGUGUUAAAUGUCCAAUGAGGUUUAAGAAAAAAUCAGAACUUUUAGGUCAUUUGGGCAUACAUCUUUUACACUCAGAUACCAAAGAAGAUGAAGGUGAAUUGAAAACCAUAAAUAAGAGUAAAAAUUUCAAAAGAGAUCUGGAAAAUAAGAAUGCCCAAGAUGAUACCAAUGAGGAACAUGACAAGGAUGAGAUUGAAAAUAUUUGGUUGGAAGAGAAUGUAUCAGACUAUAAAGCACUUCCCCAUCGGUGUAAGCGUUGCCAUAAAAGGUUUGCGAAGAAAGAAGAUGCCUUGAAGCAUGUUGUAACUACCCAUAAAUCACUGUUGAAAAUGAUGGGUGAGACUCAUGUUUGUCACAUAUGUGACAAGACAUUUAUGAAACCAAUGGUAUUAUGUGCUCAUUUAUUAAAACAUUACAGUGAACUCAAUAUGUGGGAUGAUCUUGUGCCCAAGAAUUUAUUAGAACAAACCCAAGAUAGAAGAUUUUGUUGGAUUUGUAAAAAUAUGCUUGGUAGGAAAGCCUCAAAGCACAUACACAAGAGGAACAAUUAUAUUGAAAGAGUAUUGUCAAAUAAAUUCAAAGAUCUGGAAACUGAUGAGAAUUUCAAGUGUUCUUUAUGUAAUUAUGCAUGCUCUAAUAGAUAUACAUAUUGGAAGCACAUAAUGCUCCAUAUGUAUAAGGUUCCUAAAAAGCGUAAACAAAAAGAUGUAUUGGCAGAAUCUCCUGGUAAUUCUAAUGAUGUUCAAAAGGACCUUCUUGAAUGUAGUGAAUGCUUGUGUAAAUUUAAAGAAAAAUCUGAAUUGAACAGACAUUUAGCAAGUCAUUUCCUUUUGCCGUUUGUUCAGAUAGAUGGCAAAUGGAAAAGUGACCAUAGUCAAAGUAAAGAUAGUUUAAAUUCUUUGAGUGAGAAUCAUGACAACAAUAAACUACAAACUGUUAGUGCUAAGUAUGUUGAGAAGAAGGGAAAGGAUAAAGUGGAACCACAGUUCAUUAGUUCAAUAAAGAAACGUACUGUAGCUGUCAGAAAGUCAAGGCCAAUAUCCAACAAUGAUACUUUGAAAUGUAUUCGUUGCUUCAAAACAUUUGAAAAUAAUGAAGAAGCUGUAAAACAUGUUCUAUCGUCACACAAAUUUAUGUUGACUCGAAUAGUCAGAGAACCUCUAACUUGCACUGUAUGUGGUGCAGUUUUUAAGAGUGAGUGGUGGCUCUGUAGGCAUAUUUCUAGACAUUAUAGUGAACUUGGUAUGUGGAAUGCUCUAGUCCCUCGAGAUUUACUCAAUAAAAUUAAUCUGAGAAAUCAGUGCUGGAUAUGUAAUUGCAAACUUGAUAAGAAAUAUGCUGAUCAUACUAGUAAGCGAAAUAUACAGAUUGAGAAACUGUUGCUAACUAAAUGUAAAAAGAAAGAAGAUAUAUUUAAUUGUUCAAUAUGUAAUGAUACAUAUCGGAAUAGGCUAGAGUACUGGAAGCACAUCAAGAUUCAUUUAUGCAAACCACCUGUGCAAUAUAGAUCUCUCAAUGAGCUGUUAAGCACUACUUGUAAUAGUGCAGAUGAUAAGGAGAAGGUCCUCGAAUGUAGUGAUUGUUCUUUAAGUUUCAAUGAUGAGCCUGAAUUGUACGCACAUUUGGCUACCCACUUCUUGGAACAUGUAUCUGAGCAAAGUAAUUACAACAGUGAGAGUGAACAAACUGAGGAUGAAAUCUCUGAAACAAAUUUUAGUGAUGAUGAAGAAUGGCUGCCAUCAUCUAAAACCUUUGAAAGGAGGAAAGACAGACACAAUACUAGAGAAUUUAUUUCUAAAAGGGAAGGAGAAAGUUCUCUCUUGGCAAAGAAAGGAUGUGUAAAUGAGGUUAGCAGUAAGGAUAAAGAUAAAAAUGGGUUAAUUGAUGAGGAUAAAAACAAGGUGAAUGAUGAGGCUAAAAGUGAGAGGAAUGAUGAGGGUAAUGUGAAUGAUAAGAAUGAAAGUAGUUGGCUGGAAAAAGUGAAGCCUGCUAAUUCAUUAGGUGAAGAUUCAGACGAUGAGUUAGAAGAAACAUACGAAAUUGGGAUAGAUACAGAUAAUGAUGUUGGGAUUGGUACAGAUAAUGAGGUUGGGAUAUGUACUGAUAAUGAUUUUGAAAUAGGUACAGACAAUGAAUUUGAAAUAGGUACUGAUGAUGAGUUUGAAAUAGGUACAGAUAAUGAGUUUGAGAUAGGUACAGAUGAUGAAAAUGAAAAUUACACACAAUAUUAAAUAGUUAAAAAUAUAUGUCUGCCUUUCUGCUACUGCAUAUCUUAAACAUGUUAUUCCCUAUAGCAAUUUACCUUCCUAGGAUGACCAGACAUAGAAGCAUUCCACAAUAUUUCUAAAGAUUAUAAUUGUCACAAAAAUGCUUUGAGUGUAAGACUUAACUGCAGCACAAAACAUACUUUAGAAAGAAUGUUUCACACUGGCUUAGAUAUUGUACUUGCCAUUUGCAUGCACUGAGAGACAAGCAUAUUUUUUUUUUAAUGAACUAGAUCCCCAGCAAGGGCAAGUUGUAUACUGUGCAGGGACUGGAACACUUUACAUGUCAACCAUUCAAGGGUUAGUCAUUACUACAGAUAUGUUGAGACUGGAUAGUACUGUAUACUGUAUAUCCUUCAUUUGGCUGCUUGUUCCUGAACCAGUUGGGCUUUUUGCACCAAAUUGGUGAGGAUUUCAUUAUACUCUUAAGAAUGAACUUGAAAUGAAUUCCAGUACCAAUUAAUUAUUUCUCCUCUUUAAUGUUCAAAUGUGGGUCUAGUGCGCUGUUAAGGAAGCGCGAUAACCACUCCAACUGUUACCUUGAUGUUAAGUUGCCUCAAAAUCUAUUAACAGUAAAGCCAAAACAGGGAAAUCUGUAAAAGAAAUUUGAUAAUCAUAUUCAUGGAAAGGGAAUCUGUGGCAUUUGAAAGUUGCUCUUAAACUUGGUGAUGUUAUAUAGUGAAUUAGGCCAAAGCAAUAGUGGGAGAAGGGCCAUACAUAUAUCCAUUUACAAAAUACAUUUUCACUACAUCAGGAAAAACUUUCAAGCACCUCAUUUAAAUAGGAUUGUUUAUUGUAUUCCAUUCCUCAUGACCUUAUAAAACCUUUCACUUGUGUGUAUACUGUCACUUCACAUUUCCCAUCCAGAUUGCUAGUUGCCCUCCCAUCAUCUUGCUAAAUCAACAUGCACUAAAUCAUGGAAAUGCUGACUGCAGUCCUAAUGGUCAUUAUUGUCUCCACAAAAAUAUAGUACAGCAUACUUUAUGCUGUAUAUAACUAUUUAUCUUUUCUUUUAAUUCCGGGGAUUCGAUCCCUGGACCUCAAUGGUGAGAGUCACGCCUCUCACCACCGGACUACGACUAUUGAUAUAUAGCACUAUUAGGAUAAUUUUCAGUGUUAUGUGAGUACUAGUAACAUGCUAAGGUAACAUUCCACUCUGUAAAGCAGAGUAGGACCUUUUCAAGUAUUGUAAAUGAUUUACUGAUGAUAAAUUAAUUUACACACAAACACUCAUUUUUUCAUAUUCUUAUAGACAGAAUGUACAGUAAUGAAGGAUUGCACUUUGGAACAACCUCAUCUUUCAUCUCUUGUGUAUCUUAGUUAAAUGAAGGUUGAUAAUGUUACUGGGUAGUGUAGCUCCCUGUGUCAGUUAUAAAAUUGUUUUUCUAGGGUAUCAUACUGCUGUUCUAAUAAGUUUUUUCAGUUCCACAUGAUGCUUUGGGUAAUCUUAACUAAAAACAAAACACUAGACCUUAUUCAAAGUAUGCCAAAUUGAUUUUUUUUUUUUCACAAGUGUCUCAUUCUUCACUGUGUCAGUUUUCUAAACCAUUACAUCACAAAGCAAAGUGAUAAUGUGAAUGAAAAUAGAGAAGAUAACCACAGAGAGUCUAUCAUAUGGUAUGUGUCCAGAGACUUAUGACUAUUCCUCCCCCACACCAAAACAAUGGCAUUGCCCAAGGAGUGGAGGGAUCCUCCGUAAUGGUAAUGUGCUCCACUAAUUUUGCCCUGGUACACCUUAAUGGUAAUGGUGUGUUACUGUUGGAAAUGAAAAAUUAAAUUUAAAAUGCAAAAUUUUAUUUUGCCAACUAUGAUCGUGUGAUGUAUGAGAGUUUAUUCUCAUAAACGCUUAAAGAUAUGCACAAUUCUAAUUUGUUGUGUAGAGAAAUUUAAUUUCUUAAUUUUUUUCAAGUAUUUUUGUUUUUCAUGAAGGUGUUACUUCAUUGCUAACCUCUUACAUCUGAUGUCUCUCUAGUAUGUACAGUGGACCCCCGGUUAACGAUAUUUUUUCAAUCCAGAAGUAUGUUCAGUUGCCAGUACUGACCGAAUUUGUUCCCAUAAGGAAUAUUGUGAAGUAGAUUAGUCCAUUUCAGACCCCCAAACAUACACGUACAAACGCACUUACAUAAAUACACUUACAUAAUUGGUCGCAUUCGGAGGUGAUCGUUAUGCGGGGGUCCACUGUAUUCUGUUUGAGGCAUGUCCAACAACCACUGUUUUCCCCAUUUUUAAUUUAAGUAGGUAUCCAUAUUUCGUUUUAAUUUCCAUUUAUAAGUAAAUCUAGGUAUGUUUGAUAUAGAUUCAGAAAAACCUUGAUCAUAAAAUCAUAUCAAGGAAAAAAAGUUGCUAAAAGAACCAUGCUACACGACUGAGAAGCAUUUUCUAAUAUAGUUGCUGCAUAUUUUUUAAAUCGAUAGUACUGAACAUACAGUAUUACUGUAUAAAGUAACUAAAAUAUGUGGUUUUUUAUUUGCAAAGAGAAAAUUUCCUUGGUCCCUUUUUGUUUUAUGUAAAGUGCUUACAGUGGUGACCAAAUCCAAUUGAAAUUUACUAAAUGAUAAGUUAUGAAUGACAAUAUACAGUAUUAUCAGUAAGUAAAUUUUGAGAAAAUAUUUAAAAUGGCAAAACCUGUGAUAAGUUUAUUAACAUGCAAAUAUUAAAUACAGUUAAAGUACUAUAAUCUUUAGGUUUCACGUAAUGUGCUCCAUCUCUUCAGCAGCCUUGGUACUAUAUGUGAACAAAUACCAUAGUAGCAUUUCGUAGUUUUUUUUUUUCACUGCAUUAAAAAUGAUUUGUGAAUCUUUGUAAAUGUUCAUUAUAGUACUUAUAUUAUUUUUACCAAUUCCCCAAAUUUGCAUCCUUUUAUUAUACUGUAGUAUUAUUGUGUAUGCCUGAGUUCACAUGUAUGUAUGUGUGUGUGUGUGUGUGUCACAGUGGGAGCAUGUUAAAUAUAAAUAUAUAUUCGUAUAUGUGUGUGUGUG
Messenger RNA from Cherax quadricarinatus, 13323 nucleotides. Lineage: Eukaryota; Metazoa; Arthropoda; Malacostraca; Decapoda; Parastacidae. The record is from RefSeq and is a predicted model, not a curated record.